This is a messenger RNA of Lasiodiplodia theobromae, 2025 nucleotides long. RefSeq names its product Zn 2cys6 transcription factor. Bases 1 to 2025 code for a protein of 674 amino acids. The record is from RefSeq and is a predicted model, not a curated record. Gene Ontology annotation, biological process: positive regulation of transcription by RNA polymerase II. Gene Ontology annotation, cellular component: nucleus. The transcript is spliced from 4 exons. NCBI's taxonomy places the organism in Eukaryota, Fungi, Ascomycota, Dothideomycetes, Botryosphaeriales, Botryosphaeriaceae. Gene Ontology annotation, molecular function: DNA-binding transcription factor activity, RNA polymerase II-specific; zinc ion binding; transcription cis-regulatory region binding.
AUGCUUGCGACACCUUCGAGCAGCGGCAACCCCCCUUCGGAGCCACCGCAGGCGCCGCAGCAGCAGCCGAAGCGCAAGCCGCGCAAACCUCGUGGUCGGGGGUUGCGCACGACAACCGGCUGUGCCGUCUGCCGCGCCCGCCAUAUGAAAUGCGAUGAAGUCAAGCCGAUCUGUGGGCCCUGUUCCAAGGGCAACCGCCCUUGCGUCUACCACGCGCCCGCCAAGACCGCACCCAGCACGCAGCCCCCUCCCGGCGCCGCCUCCUCGCGGUCCGCCCCGUCCGCUUCCCAACUUUCUCUCGACCAGCAGCCCGCCCUGCACCUGCAGCAUGCCCAAGCAACGCAGCAGCCCCCGCAGACGGCGGUCCAGUUCCGCCUGCCCUCCCUCCAGCAGGUCUCGCAGCAGCCAGGUGAGAUGGCGCAGGGCGGAGCGUCUCUCGCGCCCGCGGCACAGGUGCGCUGGGAUCCGUCGGUUGGGGUUCCAGUGCUGCGGGAAACCGCCCGCGAGGACCAGGCGGCGGGCGAGGGCUCAGCAGCAGCACAGCAGCACAUCUCCCCACCUGUGACAUGGACUGGCCCCGAGGACACCAUGAGUCCGCAGAGCACCCUGAGCUCCAAUGCCUACUCUGCUGAGAUUGCCCCCCUGCGCUGGUUCGGUCUUCUGGCCGACGACGCAGACAAUCUUCACCCUGUAGAGUUCAGUGGCCAACCGCUCGGUCAACGCUCCCACACCGCAGACGAAUCAAGCUUCAAUAGUCUGCGCGCGGCCAGCUUUUCUACGCAGGGCUUCCACAGCCCCUCGGUCUCUGUGGGUACUCCUGUCGCCAGCUUCCCGCCCCGCAUCUCUUCGACGCCCGGGUCGCAGCCCGACGCCCCAAUGAACACGGCGGAGCAAAAGUGUUGGCAAAGCACCGUGAUUCUGCGCGACGACGAGAUACCUGUUUUUAGGCACUUUGUCGACAACCUUAGCUUUUGGCUGGACUUGUACGACCCGCUCAAGCACUUCUCUUCGCUCGUCCCGCAGCUGGCAAUGAGGAACGAGGGCUUGAUGAAGGCGAUCCUGGCCCUGUCGUCUCGCCAUCUCUCCAUCAGACCCGGCAUCAACGGCGAGACAAUGGACCGCACUGCAGCAGUGCAGUACUAUGCCGAGACGCUCCAGUACCUCCAGGGCGCCAUGCGCUACGAGUCCUUUAACCGCAGCGUCGAGCUGCUGGCAACGGCGCUGAUCGUCUCCAAGUACGAGAUGAUCGACGGUGCCGGAAGCGGCUGGGAACGCCACCUAAAGGGCGUCUUCUGGAUUCAACGGUCGCAAGAUAUCAACGGGCAAUCUGGCGGGCUCAAGCAGGCGGUGUGGUGGAGCUGGCUGCGACAGGACGUAUGGGCUGCCUUCCGUGAGCGGAGGCGCUGCUUCAGCUUCUACAAGCCUACUCGACCCUACCAGCUCAUGGAUCAAUACGACAUGGCCUCGCGAGUCGUCUAUCUGCUCGCGCAGGCCGUCAAUUAUGCGUCGGAAGAGGAGACCAAGAUGGGCGAGGUGAACUUACAGUUGAGGAUCGACCGGGCGGAUAUGCUGUUCAAUAUGCUAGAGGAAUGGCGCAUGAACUUGACCGUGCAUUUCAACCCGCUGCCUCUGCAUAGCGCCGAGACUGAGAAUAGCGGCCCAUUCAAACCCAUUUGGAUAAACCCACCUGGCUUUGCCGCCGCUAUCCAAAUGCACCACUUUGCCCGCAUCCUCCUCCUCAUCCACCAGCCCGCCGCUGGUGGCUAUCGCGAGUAUCUGGCGCGCGAGAAGGAACUCCACAACGCCAUCGACAUGAUCGUUGGCCUCGCCAUGACCAUUGACUACGAGCCGGCCGAAGUCGUCUCUACGCAGUGUCUCUACGCUGCCGGGCUGUACGCAAACGAAGUCUUCAAGCGCGAGAAGAUCUGCGAGCUCAUCGAGAAGCAUCAACGCAGCACCGGGUGGCCAGUACAGAGCCUUGCCGACGAACUACGUAACGAGUGGGCCAGGACCAGACCACCUUGA